UACACCCUACUUAGUGCACUAUGUGGCUACAAGGAAGCCAUUUUGUAUCCGGACAAAGUUAAAGACACUGGCUGAUCGAUGUGUACGGCACGCAGGAUGGGUCAAUCUCUGUGCGCGUUGUCAUACUCGACAGCGCCUUCAGUCAAAGCGGACGGAAACGCUGCUCGAGCGACGGGGAGAACAUUCCGAGUUUGCGGAAUUGCCUGUUUGGAAAGCAGGAGCUACCGUCCGGACAACAAUCCGAUGAAAAAUAAGCAGCUACCGAGCCUCGAAUCGUACCGGCGUCACGCGUUUGGAGUAGAAGGGGAUGUGUUGGAGGCGCGCGGAGAGAUAGACGGGGAGAGGAAGUCGCGCGACGGUGGAAGAGACUCAGGAACGGAUCGAACCGCCGCCCGCACGACUGCUCGCGGUGACGCACGGGCUCGCGUGCAUUCCGUCGGUAAGUUUGAAGGAGGUUCGGGAGAGGAAACAAGUGCAGCCAUCGAUGCGGGCUUCAGCGGCGUCGGUGUGCUCGAGUGGGCUGAUCUUCCCGAUUCACAAUGCGGAGACCGAGCAGCUGCGGAGGAGGAGAAGGAGAAGAAGAGCCAUGAGUGGAGCAGCUCAGCGCGGAGCAUGGAGGAACCCCGAGAAAGAGACCUCAAUCUGAGCGCGAUUGCUUUCGAUGGCGCAGCAGCCCUGAGGCUGUUCACACCGAUACGUUCUGGCUCCUUUAAGGAGGAAAACCAAACGGCUCCAGAGCCCCAGAUUCACUCCUGCACGAACUCGUACGUAGCGAACAGACUGCUCGUUCCUUCAUACAUGACCAAAACUCCGCCAUCUGUCGAACCCUGUUCACCGGACCAGACGCGCCCUGACUUUACGCACAGAACCAAGGACCAAGACAACACCCCCAUCUCUCCUGAAGAGGAAUGCGUCCAUGGCCCGGGUUUAAUGGAGUACCACAGUUUCCCCGGGACCAUCCCGAGACUUAUUGUGACCCACGAUCCGAGCCCCAGCCAAGCCGAGGACGUGGAGGUCGCCGAGUUCCCUCUGAACUUCGGCGCUUUAUCUCUGGACGUGCAGCCCGGCCAUGAGUCUCCGUACUCGGACAGCGGCUGCGGAGGCUCCCCCGUCCCCCGCGUUUCCCUCCGCAAACUCUCCAGCUCGUCCUCGGCUGGACUCUCGUCCGCGUCCUCCUUCGAGGAGUCAGAGGAUGACAUAACCGGGAGUGACGUCGAGCCCGGCGGCCUGUCCCCGAGCACGUGCGUCCCGUUCGGCAGUCCGGAAGAGCUGUCCCGGCCAAGAUCAUGGAGGAAGUUAAAAAGCAUGGUGCAUAUCACACCCUUUGUGGUGUCCUAUAAGAAGCACUACCCGUGGGUGCAGUUAGCUGGCCACGCAGGUAAUUUUCAGGCAGGGGAAUAUGGUAGGCUGUUGAAGAAGUACUGUGCAUGUGAGCAGCAGUGCCUGCAGAAGCUGAUGUCUGACUCACUCAGGCCGUACGUGCCAGGCUACUACGGCAUCGUGCGGCAAGACAAUCAGGACUACAACCUGAUGGACGACCUGCUGGCUGACUUCAACUCUCCAUCCAUCAUGGACUGCAAGAUGGGCAGCAGAACGUAUUUGGAAGAGGAACUGGUGAAAGCUCGUGAGAGGCCCAAGUUAAGGAAGGACAUGUAUGAGAAGAUGGUGGCGGUGGACCCGGACGCCCCGAGCGCAGAAGAAAAGGCUCAGCAAGCUGUUCUGAAACCGCGCUACAUGCAGUGGAGAGAAACUCUCAGCUCCACAGCUACACUCGGCUUCCGUAUCGAGGGCAUCAAGAAAGCAGAUGGCACAUGCAAUACCAACUUUAAAAGGACUAAGCACAGAGAGCAGGUUAUGAAAGCCUUGGAGGACUUUGUGGAUGGAAACACACAGAUCCUGAGGAGUUAUUUCCUGAGGCUAGAGGAACUGCGAGGGGCGCUGGAGACAUCUGAGUUCUUCCGAACACACGAGGUGGUAGGCAGUUCUUUGCUCUUUGUCCACGACACUUCCGGCCUGGCGCGAGUGUGGAUGAUCGACUUCGGAAAGACGGUGCCUCUUCCUCCACACCAGAGCCUGGACCAUCGCACUCCAUGGAAUGAGGGCAACCGCGAGGACGGAUACCUGUGGGGCCUGGACAACCUAAUCGAGAUCCUGAGCUCCAUGAUUCAGGACAAAUCGUAUCCCGAGCCGUGACGGAAGUGCUCGCUGCACAGUGGAGCAGGGACAGAGGACACAUUAGGACCAGAUAGCUGUUGCUAAUGGCUUCGUGCUUAGAGAAAGAAAGAAGAAACGAACAGAAAGCACAUGAAAAGAAGGAGAAGAAAUGUCGGAGUGCCUUAGCAGACUGAUGAGCAGUCACGCAGCAGGAUGCAGACACCAUGUAUGCAAAGUCCAUACACUCUUGGACCAAAAGAACAGACUUGUCUUUUUUUUUUUUUUUUUUUUUUAAGCGGGUUUGUACAUUUAUGGGACAAAGAACUUGAGAUUUUGAGACUUUUUUUUAACGUACUGAAAAUACAGAUAACACUAGAACACUGGAAACAUAUCCAUCUGUGCAUCCUCUAUUAAUAUUUUUAUAGUAGUGUAAAUAGACUAAUUUAAUUUUAUUCUUAAAAGCACCUUUUUUUUCCCUGUGCUUCAUGUUUUUACUGCCUCUUCAGCCGUGAUUUAAUUGAUGGCACCUUUUGUAUUCACCCUUUAAUCAGGUUUAAAUUUUAAAAGUUGCUAAAUACUGAAUCCUUAAUGUUUUUUAACACAGGAGCUAAUGACAUACAGCAUUGUUGGAAAGAUUUAACUCUCUAACGUGACAUGUCCUGCAGGAUGCUUUUGGUUUGAAGGUUUUAAUGAGUGUAUUUCAGGUGUGAUUACUGAAAACCAUAUUAGGCAUUCCAUAAAACAUUCCCAUGAAAUUUUCCCUUAAGUGCACGUGUAAAUCAUGGGUUCGAAGUACUUCUGAGUUUUGUAUUACAGCGGUGCUCUGAAAGCCGUAGAAUUCAGUCAGGCAGCUGGUUUUCUGGGCUCAAAUCUCAUGGGACUGAAACGGAAGAAAGUUUGGAAAGCUGCUGGUGCAUUUUGAUAGAUAUUUUCCCCCCCGUAAAGUAUUCCAAAAACUGGAUCUAUACCAAAUAAAUAAUUUUGGAGCCAGAGAACAAGGUCUUGUGUGUCCUGUUAAACAAUAUCAGAACACACAUUAAAUAAGUGGAGCCAAGAACACAGAUUAGUCACUUCCUGAGGCACUGCAUGCUAUAUUCUAUGUAAACACUGAUUGUAGUAUUGUAUGUUUUCUGUAUCUGCUGUAGUUCUCCCACUGUCCAGUAGUUUAGCCUUUGUCUUUUUUUUUUUUUUUUAAACCAUCAUAUGAUGUUAACUGGAAUGUUUGGUUGAAUAUUUUGACCUUAUUUUUUUUUUUUUUUUUUUUUUGUCCCCAACUAAAAGGUACAUUCUGAAAUCAAAUGUGAGCCAGCAAAUAAUUUUUGGGAGAAUAUUCCAAACCUCUCAAAUCGGUGAAAUGCAUUGUGUCAAGCACAUUGUGUUACAAGGGUCUACACAUUACGAUCCAAGAAUAAUAUUGAGAAAGAGCAUGUUGCUCAACCUGUGUGCUUUUACAUAAACACCUGUGCUCAUACUGUAUCGUGCCAAAUUUCAACUCAUCUCAGUGUUGUGUUUAAACGUGUCAACUGGAAAUGUUUCUUUCCGUGGAAAGAAAACUUGAUUUUCUUUGAAGCUGGAACAUGUUGAUUUCUGGGCAUGAUUUUCUGCCAGAUCAGUACAUGGUCGUUUGGGAUAUUUUGAUAAAGUUCACUUUAAGGGAGCGGUUUGUAAUUUUUAAAGCUGUUUACUACGUAUGAUGCAAAUUGAAAUAACAGUGAAACACUGAUAAAUCCUCCUUUCUGUAAACAAUCACACCCUCUUUGUUGAAUUGCCUUUUAAGGGAAAAAAACCAUCAGAGCUGAGCAGCUCCUUUUCAGUUGGGGUUAGGCCUAUUUCUGGGCCAGAAAACUGUAAUCAGAUAACUAAAAUGCAAAAACUAGCGAGAUUUAUUGCAUAACAAUAUUUAUCACAGAAUUUGUCUCUAUUUUUCCUGUAAUUACAGGAUUUGGUACAUGUCUAGACACGCUUUAUAAUUAACAAACUGCACCUUUAAGGCAUGUUUUAAAGGUCUUACACUGAAAGACUCAGAUCGACAGCUUAUCUGAGAUACUCUAGCAGGCACUCACUCAGAAUAUGGUGCUUUCGUUGUUAAAUUGCUUAAGGGAUUUUGCAGUUUAUUAACAAUUAUUCAGUCGGCUGUAUUUGUCAGUGUUUUCCUCUCUUAAUGUACUUUGAAGCUUAGUAUAGCUCUUGUCAUAAAUUAUGUUAAGUAUCUUUCAUAAAGCAGUAGAAAUGACAAUAACACAAACUGAGUACGUUUGCACUCUUUUGGCUAAAAUAGUUCCUUGUUGUUUUUGUUGUUGUUUCAGAAUUGAUUCUCCUCUUAAAUUUUACUCCAAGGCAUUUUAUUCACCUUGUGGCUCGAAGAAUUUCACAUCUCUGGUCUUUGGGGUUACAUCAGAGAUUUAAUUAGGAAGUAGAUUGUAAGUGUUUGAAAAUUCACGUAUGUUGGGAUAUUUUUAAGAGUUUCAGAUCUUUUUUUUUUCUUUCUAAAGAUCAGCAGCACUGCAGGUUGAUCACACUAUCGAGUGAGUUAAUGGGUCUGGUUUGCUGUUUUGAGGGCAAGAAGACAGCAGUUCGCACAAACCUUUUAUGACUUUUCACAGUUGUUACUAAAAACUACUUUGUAAACAGGCUUAGCAUCUGCAAACUACAUACAAGAAGGAAAAAAUGGCCAGACCAACUUUGUUGAUCGAUUGACCUGACUUUGGGUAAGCAGCAAAAUGGUAUAGGUGCUGCUUUAUCUGAAUGUACGAUCGUGUACAAACGAAAAGCCACAGUUACUCCAGAAGUGUUCUGUAUGAUUUGCCUAUGUUUGUCACUCAGCAUUCCAUGAUAGUGUUACACAUUCAAGUGCAAUCAUUCAUACAUUCCUUGAAAUUCAGUGCAAGUGCAAACCAUCACUUUCCCGUAGAAAUGAUGAAAUGUUAAUAGACUCCAGUCUUUUUUCAAAUGUUUGCGUCUGCAUUUCCUUUACCUUUAAUACCAAUACAAUAAACUGGAAUUAUGACUGUUACAAGAA
Molecule: messenger RNA, 5173 nt
Organism: Pangasianodon hypophthalmus (striped catfish)
Lineage: Eukaryota; Metazoa; Chordata; Actinopteri; Siluriformes; Pangasiidae
Gene: itpkcb
Product: inositol-trisphosphate 3-kinase Cb
Exons: 7
Coding region: 79-2193 (704 amino acids)
Biological process (GO): inositol phosphate biosynthetic process
Cellular component (GO): nucleus; cytoplasm
Molecular function (GO): inositol tetrakisphosphate kinase activity; inositol-1,4,5-trisphosphate 3-kinase activity
Source: RefSeq, a predicted model, not a curated record